Molecule: messenger RNA, 351 nt
Organism: Bufo gargarizans (Asiatic toad)
Lineage: Eukaryota; Metazoa; Chordata; Amphibia; Anura; Bufonidae
Product: receptor-type tyrosine-protein phosphatase epsilon-like
Exons: 4
Coding region: 1-351 (116 amino acids)
Biological process (GO): protein dephosphorylation
Molecular function (GO): protein tyrosine phosphatase activity
Source: RefSeq, a predicted model, not a curated record
AUGGUUCAAACUGAUAUGCAGUAUUCAUUCAUUUACCAAGCCUUACUAGAGUACUACCUCUACGGCGACACAGAACUAGAUGUGGCCUCAUUAGAAAAGCACCUUCAGACAUUGUACAGUCCGGCACCGCCAUUUGAGAAAGUUGGUCUAGAACAGGAGUUUAAAAAACUAACAAAUGUUCGAAUAAUGAAAGAAAACAUGAGGACGGGGAACCUGCCGGCCAACAUGAAGAAGGCCAGAGUCAUCCAGAUUAUCCCAUAUGACUUCAACCGAGUGAUUCUGUCAAUGAAGAGAGGGGAAGAAUACACAGACUAUAUCAACGCUUCCUUUAUUGAUGUACGUACCAUAUAG